Messenger RNA from Temnothorax curvispinosus, 4193 nucleotides. It is a transcript of the gene Dcr-1, whose product is annotated as endoribonuclease Dcr-1-like. Gene Ontology annotation, cellular component: cytoplasm; nucleus; RISC complex. The transcript has 9 exons. The annotation marks the transcript as partial. NCBI's taxonomy places the organism in Eukaryota, Metazoa, Arthropoda, Insecta, Hymenoptera, Formicidae. Gene Ontology annotation, molecular function: protein binding; RNA binding; ribonuclease III activity. The record is from RefSeq and is a predicted model, not a curated record. Gene Ontology annotation, biological process: apoptotic DNA fragmentation; pre-miRNA processing; siRNA processing.
AGAGAUACAAAAUCUUUUUUAAAGAGAUAUUGUAAAACAAGAAAUACCGUGAAAGCAAAAUCUUCGUAAAGUUUAAUACUUACUGUAAAACUUAACUUUUUAGUUACGACGUAUGACGGGUCAGAUGUUAGCGUGGAUUGGAAUUUUUUAGAAUGCAUUUAUCAGAACCGAAAUGCUGUGCCAACUAAGGUUCCAGAAGAAGACAGAAAAAAUUUCAAAUUUGAUCCAUCCAAAUAUUAUGACGCCGUAAUCAUGCCGUGGUAUAGAAGUCAAGACCAACCACAGUACUUCUAUGUAGCGGAAAUAUGCGCAAACUUAAAUCCAAAGUCUUCUUUUCCCGGCCACGACUAUAGCACUUUCGAAGAGUAUUACUUGAAGAAAUACGGUAUACAAAUACAAAAUCUAGAGCAAUCGUUGUUAGAUGUGGAUCAUACAUCAGCUAGACUAAACUUUUUAACUCCUAGAUAUGUAAAUCGCAAAGGCGUCGCGUUGCCUACGAGCAGCGAGGAGACAAAACGCGCGAAGAGAGAAAAUUUAGAGCAGAAACAGAUUCUUGUUGCUGAAUUAUGCGCCAUUCAUCCUUUUCCAGCGUCUUUAUGGAGACAAGCGGUUUGCUUGCCCUGCAUAUUGUAUAGAAUUAACGCCUUGUUGCUCGCUAAUCAAAUACGAUGUCAAGUUGCACAUAUGAUAAAUUUAGGGCAACAAAAUCUGAAUUCAGAUUUUGAAUGGCCGGCGUUAGACUUUGGGUGGAGCUUGGCAGAAGUAUUGAAAAGAUCAAAGGAAACGGAGAAAGCAAAACAGACUAAAAAUGAAAAUGCACAGGACAACUCGUCUUUGAACGGUAUAGACGUUAGCGAGUGUGACGAGAAUACGCCGUCUGGCCAAGACGUGAACGAUAAACAACAGGUAUCGUGCAACGAGAUUGAAAAACAAAUAGAAUUGGAGUCCGACAAUGCCCGAACCGAUGAGGUAGAAGAAGAUGUUGCCGAUGAGCAGAAGGAUGACGAGCUGGAGAUUGGUACAUGGUCGAACGACAUGGCAUGGUCCAACGACGUGACGAUGAGUUCCACGGAUUAUGAUGUGAAUAAUCUGCAAUCGUUUCCUCUAAAUGUGACGGUCUUGCCGCAAGAUUUUGGUUGGAAUGACAUUCGAUACGGCUCGCCAACGUACGAAUCCGACUUGGAUGGUUACGAAUCAGAUGACAUAUACAGCGAUGGCUUUGUCGACACGUCUGAUGAAAGUGAGGAUGAAAGUAGAGGCUUGAAGAUUGCUUACAUGGGAGAAAAUAUUGCCGAAGCUGUGGAGGAUGAGAAACAAAUAUGUAAGCAGGAGAUUAAUAAAAAGAUCUUGGAUCUUUUGGAGACGGAGAAGAAUUUCGAUAAUAAUUUUUGGAUGUAUGCGGAAAAGGACGAAGAGUUAUUACUUGCGAAGCAUAAGGAAGCGCAUUAUGAGUUCGCCAAGAGAAAGGAACGCGAUAUAAUGACCGACGGUACUUUCAUAUCUUGCAAUUCUGAAAUUACGAUUAAGAGGAGAAACUCGUCGAGUUGUCAAACUGAGAGCGAAAAACCGAAUUAUAAACAUAAAGAUUACAUAGAAACUGUUGUAAGAAAAUUUACUAUCCAAGUAUUAAAUAAGAAGUCUACUGAACCUGCUCGCAUGGUAAAAAAAGAGAUUAAUAAGCCAAAUGAAAGAAAUUAUUCAAAUAACGGUCUCUUUAGUUUCGACCAUCAACCGGAAUUGAGAGGCCAUUCAGGACCAAGUCCUAGUCUGAUCCUGCAGGCUCUAACAAUGUCUAAUGCGAAUGACGGUAUUAAUUUAGAGCGGUUGGAGACAAUCGGCGACUCGUUUCUCAAGUAUGCUAUAACUACAUAUUUAUAUUGUACGUAUGACAAUAUCCACGAAGGAAAGCUCAGUCAUUUAAGAUCAAAACAGGUAAGCAAUUUGAAUCUUUAUAGACUUGGCAGGCAAAAAAUGCUCGGCGAGAGUAUGAUAGCAACCAAGUUCGAGCCGCAUGACAAUUGGCUACCUCCUUGCUAUUACGUUCCUAAGGAACUCGAGCAAGCAUUGAUCGAAUCUGGUGUUCCUUCCGCACUGUGGAAUCAAGCUGACAUUCCUACCUUGCAAGCUGUGAAUCCCACCGAAAUAACUCAGCUCGUUAAAGAGACUGAGGAAAAGCUCGUGAUUAUGAAGAGUGAAUUGGAUAAGAACGAAAGUAGACUGUCGAACAAUUUAGAUAAUUUGCGAUGCUUCAUACCUUACAAUUUAAUUACGCAGCACAGUAUCCCAGACAAAAGUAUCGCGGAUUGCGUAGAAGCUUUGAUAGGGGCAUAUUUAAUCGCAUGUGGCCCCCGUGGGGCGCUUCUCUUCAUGACCUGGUUAGGAAUUCACGUUUUGCCCACCGAAGAAGUUUGCAUCAUAAGCGAGAACAAGCCGGAAGAAAGGAUACCUGGCAGUACGCCAUACGUAAAGGGAGUUAAUGAACACGGUGAAACUACUUGGACGCAAAUUCGUUACGGAAAGUUGGAAGAGCCGCAAAAUCCAUUACUCCGUUACAUUCCUGACCCAGAGAGUGAGUUAUAUAUGAUGCUCGACGGAUACGAAGAGUUGGAGGAAAGUAUAGGAUAUAAAUUUCGUGACAAUAGUUAUCUUUUGCAAGCGUUUACGCAUGCUUCUUAUCAGCCAAAUAGAUUAACGGAUUGUUAUCAACGUUUGGAAUUUCUUGGCGACGCUGUCCUAGAUUAUUUAAUAACUAGACAUUUAUACGAGGACUCUCGGCAACAUUCGCCAGGUGCUUUAACAGAUUUACGAUCCGCUUUAGUCAAUAACACGAUAUUUGCUUCUUUAGCUGUAAGGUGCGGUUUUCAUAAAUAUUUCCGUCAUCUAUCUCCUGGACUAAGCGUGGUAAUAAAUCGUUUUGUCAGAAUACAGGAGGAAAAUGGACAUUCCAUUAGCGAAGAGUAUUACUUGAUUGGCGAGGAGGAAUGUGAAGAAGCCGAAGAUGUAGAAGUUCCAAAGGCACUAGGUGAUGUUUUCGAGUCAUUAGCCGGCGCUAUUUACUUGGAUAGCGGAAUGUCUCUCGAUGCGGUGUGGAGUGUUUAUUACACGAUAAUGAAGUCAGAAAUUGAACAAUUCAGCACGAAUGUUCCCAAAUCUCCAAUUCGUGAAUUAUUAGAAUUAGAACCCGAAACGGCAAAAUUUGGUAGGCCUGAGAAACUGGCUGAUGGCCGUAGAGUACGAGUAACUGUAGACGUGUUUGGUAAGGGUUCCUUCAAAGGAAUCGGGCGAAAUUACAGAAUCGCAAAGUGUACAGCGGCUAAAUGCGCCCUGAAGAAAUUAAAGAGCAAAGUACAGAAUUACCCAAGGCAAAAACUAUGACAAAACUCGUAACUUGUAAAAGGGAAAAAACACACGACAAGUUUCUUGUAUUCAAGAAAUUGUUGGGUGGGGGACGUUUACGUCUCAAGAUUAUUACAUUCAUGAGUGUACUUACGAACUUACAACGUUAAAAGUAAUCUUUCGUUAAAAAGAUAGAACAUUACAUCAGUGCAGUAUGAUGAUUUAGAUAGACAUUAAUCUUAACGAAGAAGUUGUUACAUUUGAGCCUAAUCGUGUUAAUUGCACUGACAAUUAACGAGUUGGAUAUAACGUGAAUUAGGAGAAUAAAUAAAUUUUACUAAUUACAUGUGACUGAUAAUAAAGUAUAAAGAUGAGAGAGGUAAAUAACACUCGAAAUAUUUAAUCUAUAGUUAUUUCGCGCGCGCGCGCGAAAGAAAAAUGACUACGAUAGCUCAAGGAUCGAUAUAAUUAAAAAUAUAAUUUGAAAAUAUCACGAAAUAGUAAUAUGGACAAACAGUAUUUAUAAAAUAACAUCAAUUCCCAGCUUUAUCCUAUUUCUUCUAUCGUAAUGCAAAUUAUUAUCAUAGAAUAACCACGUUAAGUAAAAGUCUUGUGACUUUUAUUGUGUUUUGUAAGAGAAAAGAUAAAUAAAACUUUUCGUAACAUAUAAAGUUUUAUAAUUCAAGCAAAUAAAAAAAGUAAUGCAUAGCGAUUUAUCUAUAAGAUAGUUGUAUAAAAUGUGUCGUAUAAAUGUACAGUAUAUGCAAAAACAAGUAAAAACGAAUAACAACAUAUAUAACUCUUGUGUUAAAAAGAGUAAAGAAACUAGAGUAAAAACUAAAUCUUACGAUCGUUUU